UCUCCUGGCCGGGGAGGCACUUUUUCCAUUCGCUGAUGCGCGGGUUCCAUCCCACUGUUUCCUUCUCUCUUUUCUGGAGUUAAAUUUGUCUGUAGGUGCUUGAGAUCUGCCUGUAGAUGCCUGGAGUUAAGUCUGUCUGCAGACGCCAGCCCCAAGCCCUCUGGUCUCAAACUUUUAGCUCCCGUGCAGAAGCAAAGCGGGAGGGAGCCCGGGGCGCCUGCAGAGGCACUUAGGGUGCGACCGGACUGCUGCCUCAAGUCUCCCACGCCUGCACCACUACUGAGUCCAGCCUUCAGGAGACCAAGGCCACCAGUGCCUGCAGCCAGCCCCAGGAAGCACCACACCAGCUACUGUAGCCAAUAAAAUGGUACAACCAUGCCCUGCCUCCAGGUGUCCUCAAGCCUGCACGUCUUCAUAGUCCCACCUGGAACCAUCAGUCCUUUUCCCUUCUGCCUCCUCUGCUCCACUCCGUCUCCAGCCAACCAGUCACCAUGGCAGCCCUGAUUGCAGAGAACUUUCGCUUCCUGUCCCUCUUCUUCAAGAGCAAGGAUGUGAUGAUUUUCAAUGGGCUGGUAGCACUGGGCACAGUGGGCAGCCAGGAGCUAUUCUCUGUGGUGGCCUUCCACUGUCCCUGCUCACCAGCCCGGAACUACUUGUAUGGGCUGACAGCCAUCGGAGUGCCCGCCCUGGCACUCUUCCUCAUCGGUGUCAUCCUCAACAACCACACCUGGAACCUAGUUGCCGAGUGCCAGUAUCGGAGGACCAAGAACUGCUCAGCUGCUCCCAACUUUCUCCUUCUAAGUUCCAUCCUUGGCCGUGCAGCUGUGGCCCCCGUCACCUGGUCUGUCAUCUCCCUGCUUCGAGGAGAGGCCUAUGUCUGUGCUCUCAGUGAGUUUGUGGACCCCUCCUCACUCACAGCUGAGGAAGAGGGCUUCCCACUAGCCCAUGCCACCGAGAUCCUGGCUAGGUUUCCUUGUGGGGAGGGCCCUGCCAACCUGUCAGGCUUCCGGGAGGAGGUCAGCCGCAGGCUCAAGUACGAGUCCCAGCUCUUUGGGUGGCUGCUCAUCGGCGUGGUGGCCAUCCUGGUGUUCCUGACCAAGUGCCUCAAGCAUUACUGCUCACCACUCAGCUACCGCCAGGAGGCCUACUGGGCACAGUACCGUACCAACGAAGACCAGCUGUUCCAGCGCACUGCAGAGGUGCACUCCAGGGUGCUUGCAGCCAACAACGUGCGCCGUUUCUUUGGCUUUGUGGCACUCAACAAAGAUGAUGAAGAGAUGGUCGCCAAAUUCCAAGUGCAAGGCACACAGCCACGGCCACAGUGGAACGCCAUCACUGGUGUCUAUCUGUACCGGGAGAACCAGGGUCUCCCGCUCUACAGUCGCCUGCACAAGUGGGCCCAGGGUCUAGCUGGCAAUGGCACAGCCCCCGACAAUGUGGAGAUGGCCCUGCUAGCCUCCUAAAAGCCUGCCUGACUCACUCUUUGCAAAUGGUACCACUUGGUUCCAAACCGAACCCCACUCCCCCCACUGCCUGUUCACAUCAGCACCAGAAGGGAAUUUUUUUUUAAAUCACAGAUUCCUGACCAAACAGGUCAGGGAAGAGGACACAAGGAUCCUGUGGACAAUGCAGUCUGCUCUGACAGGAGAGCUCUUAAGCCUGAAGCCUCUCCUGUUGCUAUUAGCCUACUUGGGUCAUAGCUUUGUGGAAAAGCCUCUUUUCCAGACCAUGGUUAAUUGACUCCAAUUAACCAUGACAUAGGUUUUCUUUUGACAGGUGGGACUCUGAGCUGAAGCUUCAGCCGGAAGAGCCAGGUGACAGAAAUGCACUGCAGGUUCCUUGUAUAAUACAUUGUGCAGUUAAUUUUGUAUCUAAUUGCAAAGGGACAUUGAGCUCAGUGGUGCAUGGUUGGGAAGCUGUCCUCUGUUGUAUGCCUCUGGUAUGAUUUCAUGUAUUUAAAUUUUGGAUAAAUCAUUUCUUACUAUAAA
Marmota flaviventris (yellow-bellied marmot) is the source of this 1988-nucleotide messenger RNA. It is a transcript of the gene Calhm2, whose product is annotated as calcium homeostasis modulator family member 2. Lineage: Eukaryota; Metazoa; Chordata; Mammalia; Rodentia; Sciuridae. Gene Ontology annotation, molecular function: monoatomic cation channel activity. Gene Ontology annotation, cellular component: plasma membrane. The record is from RefSeq and is a predicted model, not a curated record.